Patella vulgata (common limpet) is the source of this 4125-nucleotide messenger RNA. Its product is annotated as WD repeat domain phosphoinositide-interacting protein 2. Lineage: Eukaryota; Metazoa; Mollusca; Gastropoda; Patellidae. Gene Ontology annotation, cellular component: cytosol; extrinsic component of membrane; phagophore assembly site membrane. The coding region runs from base 129 to 1448 and encodes 439 amino acids. Gene Ontology annotation, biological process: protein localization to phagophore assembly site; protein lipidation; nucleophagy. The record is from RefSeq and is a predicted model, not a curated record. The transcript has 11 exons. Gene Ontology annotation, molecular function: phosphatidylinositol-3,5-bisphosphate binding; protein binding; phosphatidylinositol-3-phosphate binding.
CGCAAUAGACCGAAACCAGAACUUGUUCGAUAAUCGAGAAAACGUAAAUGGAGUCCACUGAGCUUUGGACGUAGAAAAUAAACACGGAUUACAUCUACUCUGGCGUAUCUCAAGGUUUGACUGGCCUGAUGAACCUUGCAAGCCUUUCUGGAGACCAGCAGUCCAAUCUGUUGUUUGUUAAUUUUAACCAAGACUGCUCUUCUCUCGCUGUUGGUACCAAAACUGGUUACAAGCUGUUUUCAUUAAACUCCGUGGAAAAACUAGAUUCUAUUUAUGAACAAGAUUGUGAAGAUAUAUCUAUUGUAGAAAGAUUAUUCUCUAGUAGUUUAGUAGCCAUUGUUAGUCUGUCAUCACCGCGUAAACUAGAAGUCUGCCAUUUUAAAAAAGGAACAGAAAUAUGCAACUACAGUUAUUCAAACUCCAUUUUAGCUGUCAAGCUAAACAGACAGAGAUUAAUUGUGUGCUUAGAAGAAAGUUUAUACAUUCACAAUAUACGGGACAUGAAAGUACUUCACACUAUCAGAGAUACUCCUCCAAACCCUAAUGGUUUGUGUGCUUUAGCAAUAAGCAAUGAUAAUUGUUACCUCGCAUAUCCUGGUAGUAAUCAAAUAGGUGAAGUGCAAAUAUUUGAUACAAUUAAUUUGAGAGCUGUUACGAUGAUACCAGCUCAUGAUAACCCAUUAGCAGCAUUAGCCUUUAGUCACCAGGGUAAUAAAUUAGCUACAGCAUCAGAAAAGGGAACCGUAAUAAGGGUAUUUUCUGUGCCUGAUGGUCAAAAACUGUUUGAAUUUAGAAGAGGAGUAAAACGGUGUGUUAGUAUCAAUUCAUUAGGUUUUAGUACAGAUGCUUUAUUUCUGUGUGCAUCAAGUAAUACAGAAACAGUCCAUAUAUUUAAACUAGAUAUCAAUAUGAAAGAUAAAAUGGCUAAACCUCAAGAAGAGAGCCAAGGGUGGAUGGGUUAUUUUAAUCAAGCUUUAAAGACAUCCGCGAAUUAUUUACCAACUCCAGUAACAGAAAUGUUCAAUCAAGGUCGCUCAUUUGCUACAGCCAGACUCCCUAACUCAGGAUUAAGAAAUGUCUGUGCUUUAUCUUUAAUCCAGAAAAUCCCCAGAUUAUUGGUGGCGUCUCAAGAUGGUUAUCUUUAUAUAUAUAACAUAGAUCCAAACGAAGGGGGUGAAUGUACCUUAAUAAGACAACAUAGGUUAGAUGGACAGCCAGGAGAAAGUCACCCACCAGAUUCUACAGCACACGAUCGUCCAUUGGCUCAACCAGGUCUUUCGUACAGUGGUGCUACACGUAGAGACAUUUCUACAGGUGGCACUCCAGCAGAAUCUCAGCCAUAUCAAGAAUUAGAACAAGGAGCAGUGGGUGGAGAAGAUGCUGAUUUAGGAAGACUGCGAUUGGAUGAUGAUAAUGAAUUCCCCCCAAUGACACAUAAAAGUGAUUGAGAUGAAUCCAUGUAACAAGAAUUUUAUGAGGGGAAAUAUUGGACAGUAUCAAUGCAUGAAUAGUAUAAGAACUUUUAUGGGUAUGGAAUCUAACUGGAACUUGUUAUUAACCAGAAUUAUGUAGUUUAGGUAAUACACAUUAAUUAAAUCUGUAUAGUACUGAAUAUUUUGAUAAAAAUUGAUUUUAAAAAUUCUGUUAUGUUAAUCAGGAUGAAACAGUAUUGUUUUAAAUUAGUAAUAUGUUGAAAGAUUAAAGAAAAGUUAUAAUAAAACAUAUGGAUUCGUUUUGCCAUAGUAUAUUGAAAAUCUUUAUAAACAAUUUAAUUGAUUGUUAAAUAAACCUAAUGAUAAGAACAUAACUGAAUCAUAAAAAUAUUUUAUUUUUGUUUUUAAUUUGUUAAUUUUCUUUAGUUUGUGAAAUUGUUGUUAUUUAUUUUUCUUACGAUGAUGAUUUUAGAAGCACACUAUAAUUAAAUGCAAUAGUCCAUUGCUUCUAACAAGAGAUAGAUAAUGGUGACAGCUUCUCAAAUCAAAUUUUAGAAUAAUUAUAGAGGUACCUUCAUUCAAGCGCUACUCAGGUUCUUAACAUCCUGAAUUCUACCAAAUCUGUGAUAUGGCUCCGUCAGCCUAAAAUGGUAAUGGUCAAAUAUGUUUAUUUAACUGUUAGUCAUGUCUCUACUCUUUCGAAAACUAGUUCUUGUUCAACCAGUACAUAAUGAACCCGUUCUUUUAUUUUGUUUGGGUUUUUAAAUGGAGGUGUGUAGAAAUAUGUUUAAAAGUUGAUUCUAGUUGCUAUCAUCUUUUUCCUAUCUAUUGUUAGAAAAAAUAGAAACAGGCGGACCAUCUGCUGUGAGUAAGUACUAGUAAGGUGUACCAGUAUAUGAAUUUUAUGUUUUAAACAAAAAAAAUUGCCUCAUUAAGAUCGAUUGGAACAAAAUUGUAGAAAGUUCACAUGUGUUAUUAAUAAAUGCUGUCCAAAUAAUUGAAGGGUAUGGGUCAGAAUCAAGACGUGGUAGUGAAAGUCCCACUAUAUUUUUGGGUUUAUUCCAUUUUUUAAAAAACAAAACUAGUCAGCUUGUACAGUUGUAGUUUUCAUUUUAAUCCACACCAAUUUGAAUUUGUGUUCUUCUGGAAUACUGAUAAAAUUUUAUUUCCAAUAAGUGAUUGUCGUUCUCAAAUGUUCUUAGUUUCAAGUUAUGAAAUUUUUAUACAAAAUAUCGCUCAAGACCCUAAAGAACUAGAAAUUCAUUUGGUUGGUCGUAUGUAUGUGAGCACUCCUGUAUAGAUAUGGAUUAAUAUUGGUUAUGUAUAACAAGGAACAAAGUUAUUGUAUAGAGUGAUUUGAUUUAUUAAUUUAAUCCAAAUAAAUAUCAACCAGUCACACAAUUUCAUUCUUUGAUACAUUUCACAGUAAUAUUUCAUAUCUAAGAACACAUUCAUUCUUAUGUAGAUAAAUAUCCUACUUAUUCCAUCAAAUAGUAUAUUUAUUUCAUUGUUAAAGAUAUCCAAUAAUAUUGAUAAUUAAUAUAUAUGUUUUUUUUCUGUCCUUAUAAUUUAUAAUUGUUCCUGUGUGAGUAGGUAUGUGAUGUUAUUUGUACAAUAUAUUACAAAAUUCUUGUGACAAAUGGCUUAAAAGCAAUUAAUAGUAGAAAAAUAUGGAUCAUAAAAAGAACUAGGUUAGUAGGUAUUCAAAUGGCCUAAACUAGUGGUUGUACAGAAUAGGGACCAUUUUUUGGUGAACAUUACACUCAGACCAUGUUUUGUCCAUAAAUAACCUCCAAAAAUUGUAAAGACCAAUGGAGAGUUGCUAAAUGAUGCUUCUAUCAAUGGACAUUUGUUGUUUUAUUUUAACCCUUUAGCACUUGGUACAUGUAAGUAAUUAAUGACUAUGGCAGUUUCCUUAUAAAAAAAAAAUUAGAGAAAGAUGAUGUUUUGUUACAUUGAGCAAUUUUACGAAACCCCUUGAAACAACUGCUCCCUAGACUGCCUCAGACCAUCUGAAUCACAGAACUAAUAUAUGGUCCCUAAAAAUAUAACUCACAAUUAAUCACUCGAAUUGUGCGUCUGGCAGUAAGAGGUCAGGAGCCAUGAUUUGAGAGGUUAUGUGCUGAAGGGUUAAGAAAAUAUUGAUGUGCUAGAUAUAUAUACUUGUGUAACUUAUAUUCUGUACUAGUUUACAGGGAUAUUCCAUUGAAAUACCUGCUGUGAUAGGAACACCAUUUUUAUCUUUUUAGAACCCCUUUGGCCUUACCAAUAAUUGCUUUUAAAAAAGCGCAGACCAUUUUAUGAUAGCCUCUAUUAAUGAAAUUAAUUUCAAUUUUGUUCCCAAAAAGCCCCACACUUGGGUAAAAUCUAAAGAAGUGGUGUAUCCAUUUGUAGGUAUUUCAAAUGGGACAGCCCUUUUCUCCCUGUACAUGAAGAGCACAUAAAAAUACCAGUGUACAUAAAAAAAUAUGACCCACAGCACCAUGCCUUAUAAACUUAUUGAAUGAAGUGAUGCUAUGGUAGUGUUGUAUUGUUAUUUUGCUUCCAGUGUUGUAUAAAGAUCAUAAUUCAUUUUCUGUACAUAUAUUUUUCUUACAGCUUGUUGAUGAUAUUGUGAGGCACAUCAGUGGCAGUUGCCUAUAUUACAAUAAUAAUACCUAUCUUAUAAAAUAAAAUCAUUUUUAAACACAAA